Molecule: messenger RNA, 417 nt
Organism: Parasteatoda tepidariorum (common house spider)
Lineage: Eukaryota; Metazoa; Arthropoda; Arachnida; Araneae; Theridiidae
Product: phosphatidylinositol-binding clathrin assembly protein
Biological process (GO): clathrin coat assembly; regulation of transcription by RNA polymerase II
Cellular component (GO): clathrin-coated vesicle; nucleus
Molecular function (GO): RNA polymerase II transcription regulatory region sequence-specific DNA binding; 1-phosphatidylinositol binding; DNA-binding transcription factor activity, RNA polymerase II-specific
Source: RefSeq, a predicted model, not a curated record
CAAAAUUUUGAUGGAAUUUUUAAAUGUUUAUUUUACAGAGUGUUGGCAUUGAUAAGGGCAGUAUACCUGAUCUAACCAAGGCUCCGUGUACUUUGCUAGAAGAAAUGGAAAAUCACCUUACACAUUUGAAAGGAAAAAAAAGUCAAACAGUUGCCAAGACAAAUUUAGUUCAGUGUGCAGUGUCUGCUCUGAGCUCUACUAGUUCUGCUUUAGCAAGCAGUGCACAUGAAAUCUCUCACGAGCUGAAUGGCCUGACAGUGGAUGAGAGUAUGAGGAGGGCUGUUGAAGAAGAAGCUGCCAUCAUGAAUCAAUUGAAGGUUGUAUAAUCAGUUGUAAAAGUUGCAUGAAUCUCGCUGCAUUUCAUGUUUUGAGCAUUCAGGAAUGUCUAUUAAUAAUCAUUAAAAUCGUCUCAAAGGA